Messenger RNA from Amblyraja radiata (thorny skate), 6304 nucleotides. Its product is annotated as phosphatidylinositol 4-phosphate 3-kinase C2 domain-containing subunit gamma. Gene Ontology annotation, molecular function: 1-phosphatidylinositol-3-kinase activity; phosphatidylinositol binding; 1-phosphatidylinositol-4-phosphate 3-kinase activity. The transcript has 34 exons. Gene Ontology annotation, cellular component: phosphatidylinositol 3-kinase complex; cytoplasm; plasma membrane. The coding region runs from base 281 to 5350 and encodes 1689 amino acids. Gene Ontology annotation, biological process: cell migration; phosphatidylinositol 3-kinase/protein kinase B signal transduction; phosphatidylinositol-mediated signaling. The record is from RefSeq and is a predicted model, not a curated record. Lineage: Eukaryota; Metazoa; Chordata; Chondrichthyes; Rajiformes; Rajidae.
CCGUGCCAGUGUAAACAGUCUAGCAGACGGCAGCUUGGGUCUACUGAGGAGAUAUCAUGAACGAGGCACGGCAAUUGUGGAUUCAACUGAUCCCAGGGAGUUGUUCCUCCAGCUCAGUUUAACUCCGGGACUGAGGGAAUCUCUGCCUUGAGGCUCCAGUAAUCAACCACCAUGGGAUUUCUGGAUUCUGCCUCCCAGAUCAACUGACAACACAUCAAAUAUCUUCAGAGUGCUCUGAUUUGACUGCCCCAACCCUAUUCCCUGGACAGGAGCAAUUAAGAUGGAUGCUUGGAGGUUACCUGGGGAUUAUCCCUCUCCACAGAGUCCCUCUCCUUACCCACCAGCCCAGGCUCCGUAUGGAUGGCAAUUGGACUGCAUGGAAGUAGAAGGUGGUGCACCAACAACAUGGCCUCAGACAAUGCCCAGACCAGGCCACAUUCAAUGGAGCCCAGACGCUGAGAAUGCAAUGAAUCCGCUGCCUAAUUAUGAAAUGGUUUCUCCACCUUACCCACCAUUGUAUCCGGAGUGUCAGCAAGCCCAUCAUAAACCAGAGACUGCCGGUCAUGGAGUUAACUUUGGGCAACAAAGCAAAAUGAAUCAGGAAUCGUUUGUGUCCCCCAGUGCACGAGAUGCUUGGGGUACACCAUAUCUGCAGGAAAACCCUGUUGGUUGGAACCUCCCAUCAAACCACUAUGGACAAGACCCUUCCAGUUUUCAGAUGGAUCCUGAAGUUGAACGUGCUGCAGCAAUGGUAGCGGGAGGUCCACGAGACCUGGCUGCCGUGCAAACACCAGGCACCAAAGCUGCCCCCUAUCCACUUAGUCCCCAGCAAGUGUUGUCCCCAAACCCAAUGAAUGCUGCUCUUCAAAUGCCAACUCCAUUGAGGCCUUCCUUGGGAAAAAUAGGUCCCUUGAUGAGUCUUGAUUCUCACUGGUUCUCGUUCGACCAGCCAAUGCCACCCGUUGUGGCAGAACCCUUCCCGACUCCAGGCAAUGCUCAUCACUUCAACUCUGAUCUCCAGCAACGGGCAGGUGGUUAUCAGCAAGAGUUUAUUCCUCAGCUUCAAGAUGUCAUCCCAGCCGGCCCUCAUUCACCCAAACAAUCUCCAGCAACUUUUAAAAUGGGCCCAAGUAAAGAACCAGAACAUCAAAUACAGACAGAAAGUAUGUUUAACCCUUUCAUACAAACACCAAAAACUGAUGAAGGUUGCAGCUCCCCAGAUCCUCCACAGAUGCCGAUUGGUUUUGAGACACUGGGACAUUCAGGCACAAACAUCAGUGACCAAAGCUCAGGCACUACAUCGUUCCCUGAACCACCAAAUACUUACAAAACAGAUCCUACUUUGAAUGAGGCCUGGGGGCUAUUUCCACCGGCCUCUUCCAUGAAUUUUCCUCGGCCGGAUGUUCGGACGGAGCCAACAAUCCCAGUCUCUCCCAUCUCCAACCACAAACCAUCACCACCACCCAGAAAAAUCACAUCUUCUACUUCCUUCGAUUCGAAAGACGAGGCUUCAAAGUGUCGCCAGGUGUCGCUGCUGCACAAACACGAGGGGAGCAACAAGGAGUCCGCCAUCUUCUGCGACUUCAUAAAGCUGCUGGCGGCUAAACACCCGAGUUCCGAGACCCAAUCCAACUCCGGUCUGAUGCCCAGCGUUAUCACCCCAUUUUGCGACGAGCUGCUCUGGGUCUGCCGUAUCCCCCUAACCAUCGUGUCAGAGGCUUUUACAGAGCCAAUGCAAGCAUCCCCAUACGCUGGCUCUACGGUCGAGGAACUGAUUCGUACCACGCUGUGCGAUGCCCAACAAAGCGCUGAGGACAGCAACGAUUAUGUUUUAAAGCUCUGCGAUACUAAGGAAGUUUUGCAGAAUGCCUGUACUUUGGGAAGUCACGAGAGUCUACAGUAUUACCUGAAACUUGGAGACGAAAUCAGGCUUCAACUCAUUCGACAGAAGGACCUUCAACGAGUGUGGAUUCGAACUAUUAAGGAUGACCAGGAUUUAACGGCUCUCCAAUCUGUUGUCAUGGAUACCGGUGUACGUAGAGUGGGCCUGUCCAGAAAAAUUCUGAAUGCAAAACUUAACAGUUAUCAUGAUGAAGUGAGGAAUUUAUUAUCCAGUCGGAAAAGUACGUGUCGCCUUGUGGAGGAGGUUAAAGCCAUUUGCUACUUGCUUCUGUCAGUAGAAACCAGGGAGAUAACAACUGCCAUCCAGCACCUGAAUUCGCUGGUCUCACCACAGAAACAGACUUCACUGCUAUCUUCGCAAUUGCCGAAGCCACAAGAUUUGCUUACAACAGCAAUCAAUGCAUUGACGGCUGCCAUUUCCCGACUGAUACACAUCUACUGCAACAACUUUGACAUUGAUUACCAAGUUGCUGAUGUAGGUGACACAGAAUCUGCGCCAGAGGUUCAGGCCCAGCUCGUCCAUGAGAGCUUCAGCUUCAAUAUUUAUGCCAUGCACGGAGUCCCUGGGCUCUGGGCUGGGAGCUAUGAAAACCUAUCUGUAUCUUGCUCACUAAAGUACGGUAGGGAGGAGUUGUGUUCACCGGUUAAGACGGGGGAAAUAGGCAUCACAAAACCUUCCCUUUUCCACUUGGCCAGAUGGAACCAGAGAAUACACAUGCCCAUCGAGGUGAGGCGAUUGCCUUGUGAGGUGACACUGAACCUGGAGUUGCAUGGACAUCACACAACCAGUGGCAACCAUCCUGACGGCAGCAGCAGGCAAUCCAUGAACACUGACACCUUAGCAAGUGUGUCCAUGGCUCUCUACAGCUCACAACAAAUAUUGGUCCACGGUACAAAACUACUCUGCCUUUGUCCCGUCAAUACCAGCAAACCAGACACAUUAGUCUUACAGAUAGAUUUCCCACUCACUCACCUGGUCAGGUUUACUCGACCUGUUCUGGCAGCAAACAGCCAGUAUGUCAACUAUUUGGAUGAAGUUUCCAGGAAACAGAUUGCGAACAUUCAGCAAAAACAUUCCCUACUUUUGAUUGGGGCAAGUGAGAAGAACUUGCUUUGGACGAAGCGCUCCUUCUGCAACAACUCAAACUGCUUCCUUCCUCUGUUACUGGGCAGCGGACUUAGCCUGGGCACGGUCUCUCUGCCUGAGGUCUAUGCUGUCCUCAAGAGGUGGAGCUUCUCAACAAACCCAUUGGAGUUACUGGGACUGCUGCUUUCAAGAUUCUCAGAUCAAAAGCUUCGCAGGACUGCAGUCCAGCAGAUUGGAACCAUUCUCAAUGACGAAUUGCUGGACUAUCUGCCACAGCUGGUUCAGGCAAUAAAGUUUGAAUGGCACCUUAAUAGCCCACUCGUAGAAUUCUUACUGGAUCGUUCAAUCGGGAGCAUACGAGUUGCCCAUCAGUUGUAUUGGUUACUGAAGGAUGGCCUAGCCGACUCUCAGUUCAAGGGCAGGUACAGCCAGCUGUUAGCAGCUGUUCUCCACUGCUCGGGACAGGCCAUGCAAGAGGAAUUUGACAAAGAAACCAAGCUCGUUGCAAAGCUGGGGGAGGUUGCUGAUAAAAUCCGGACAGCGGAACCUUCUAAACGCAUGACUGUAUUGGCAAAAGAACUUGAAGAAAUAGAGAAAUUCUUCUACCAAGAGCAUGUUUGUCAUCUUCCAUUGAACCCUACAUUUGCCGUGAAAGGAAUUGAUGUUAGCGUUUGUUCGUAUUUCACAUCAAAUGCUGUUCCUUUGAAAUUUUCUUUUAUCAAUGCCGAACCUUUGGGGAAAAAUAUCAAUGUGAUAUGCAAGACAGGAGAUGACCUACGACAGGACAUGUUGGUUCUGCAGAUUGUGAAACUCAUGGACCGCAUCUGGUGCCAGGAGGGCCUGGACAUGAGCAUGAUCAUCUACAGGUGCAUCUCGACCGGAGAAAGGAGAGGAAUGGUGGAGAUAAUACCUGGUGCUACGACUCUUGCCAAGAUCCACAUGAAGUAUGGUAUCACUGGGCCAUUCAAGGACAACACACUCUCAAACUGGUUCCAAGAGCACAACCCAACCAAGGAGCAGCACGAGAGGGCCGUGGAGAACUUUGUCUACUCCUGCGCUGGAUGGUGUGUGGCUACCUUUGUCCUGGGCAUCUGCGAUCGCCACAAUGACAACAUCAUGCUGAGAACCACUGGCCACAUGUUCCACAUCGACUUCGGAAAGUUUUUGGGGCACUCCCAGAUGAUCAUGAACAUGAAGAGGGAUCGCGUUCCGUUUAUAUUUACUGCUGAAAUGGAGCACUUCAUCACAGAAGGUGGGAAAAAUGGGGCUCAGUUCCACAGGUUCGUAGACCUCAGCUGCCAGGCUUACAACAUCAUCCGCCAACACACUCAACUCCUGAUGAAUCUCAUGGAACUGAUGUUGUCAGCCGGACUUCCUGAGCUGUCUGAGGUCCAGGACCUGAAGCAUGUCUACAACAACCUGCGACCAAUGGACUCUGAUGUACAAGCCACCUCGUACUUUACAAGCCUUAUAAAAGAAAGCCUCAAUAGUCUACCAGUGAAAAUUAAUUUUUUCGCCCAUAUUAUGGCACAGAAGAAAGUUGCAGGUGCACAUAUCCAGCGAAGACUCUCCUUUGUACCAGAAACAUAUACAUUACAGACAGAGGGUCUGAUAAGGUCUUUGUUGGUGUGUGGUUUUGAGAAGAAAGUAUCCCCUCAUAAGGAGUAUUUUUACAAGGUGCAAGUGGAACGAGAAGGGCAGGCAGAGUCGACCUUUGUGGAAAGGAGUUACAGCCAGUUUAGUGAACUCAACAAACAUCUUCACUGUUGCUUUCCAGCGUCAGAGAUACCAAGAUUUCCUCACAAGCCUCUGCUGGGACUGUCAACGGGGAGGGAACUGGCGAGGAAGAGAAAGGAUGAACUGAACACGUACGUGAGGUAUUUGCUGAAUGGAUCGCCUCAAGUUGCAAAGAGUGAUCUUGUCUACACAUUUUUUCAUUCUUCUCCAAACAAUGAAAGGCCUUCCGCUUCGCCAUCAUCAGAGCCUGUCCUUCACCCUGCAAGGCAGCCAGCAAGCGCUCAGCUCCACAUCUCCUUGGAAAACGGCAAGCUCUCCAUCAUGGUGAAGCACGUCACAAACAUUUAUUUACCAGAUGGUUCUGCACCAGAUGCAUAUGUAAAGAUCUAUCUCCUACCAGAUGCAGAGCGGGUGACCAAAAGGAAAACAAACGUGGUGCCAAAAAACAGCAAUCCAACGUUUAAUCAGAUUCUGGAGUACGUUGGGAUUACAGACCUAGCAAACCGAGUCAUCCAGCUGAGUGUGUGGUGCAGGCAGACUCUACUGGGAGCUGUGAAUAUUCCCCUCUGGGAGGUAACGUUGGAGCAGGAGAGGUGGUACAGACUGGGCAAUUCCUUCGUCUGAUUGUACCCUUGCAGGAAGAGCAUAAGGUGAGCACAGGCCCUACACAGGCAGGGCUUCCUUCCAUAAGGUAGGGUACUGUCAGAUUCACCUCUAUCCCAAUGCAGGCACUGGACUUUAUCUGUGGAACUGGUGAGCUACAUGCUGAGAACUGCACGCAGACCCCCAUCACCACCAUUGAUACCAUCUACACUUCACGCUGCCUCGGAAAAGCAGUCAACGUAAUCAAAGACUUGUCCCACCCUGGUCAUUCCUUCUUCGCCCUGCUCCCAUCUGGCAGAAGGCACAGAAGCAUGAAACGUGCACCACCAGAGGAGCAGCUUCUCCCCCUCUGUUAUCAGGCUUCUGACAGCACCCUGCCUUCCAUAAGCUGGGGCACUGUCCGAUUCACCUCUACCCCAUUGAGGGCUUUGGACUUUGUCCCUGGAACUGGAGCAGUACAAUGCUGAGAACUAUAUUCUGCACUCUGUAUCUUCCCCUUUGCUCUACCUAUUGUACUUGAGUUUGACUUGAUUGUAUUUAUGUAUAGUAUUAUCUGAUCUGUUUGGACAGAGUGCAAAACCAAGCUUUUUACUGUACCUCAGCACACGUGGCAGUAAUGAACUUAAACCGUAACCUGUAUUGAAAGUCUGCUAACGACAGAUACUCUAUUACUCUAUUUGAUUGUUUGUUAGUGAUUGCAAACUUAGACGAUAUAAGCUGCCAAUUCAAUAUAAAUGUUGCGUAUCAGCUGUGCAGGUGUUAGCAGAUCUAACAUUUAAUUUGUGAUUUUGUAUGAAGCUGAAUAUAAAGGUUUGCUUAACUACCGAUCUUCAAGUGAGAUUUUCAAAGAGGUAAAGAAUUCACCAUAACUUUUUUCAAACCACUGAAAGCUGUAAGGUUUGAAGUAAAUUGACACAGAUCCAUGAAAAUCCUUAAACAAAGUAUGUAUAAUAAAAGGUUCUGUGAAUACUGUAA